UAACUAAGAAAAGUCUAAGGACAAUGGAAGAACCAAUAAUUGUAUCAGGGAAUUAAUUAAGAUUGGCAGAGCAUUCAAUGACUCGGCUUUCUUCUUAGGUCAUAAUUGGAAUGGACUAAAAAAGCCUUUAUUUAUUUAUUAUUAUAGCAAUUCUAAAAUGUUUCUGAACAUUUGGGAUAAAGGUGUAUAUAUAUAUAUAUAUAAGCUUGGUUUAUAUAGAAUUGGUUUGAAGUAGUACUCUCUGUACACAACAGAGCAGAGCAUAUGGCAGCAGCCUCCAUAUUCAUUACCAUUUUCACAGUGGCAGUAGCCUAGAUUACCCAUGUAGUUGUCAGCUCUCCUGAACAAGAAGCAAGGCUCUGCUCCAAUCUGGGUGGUGGAGUCCUCAAUAUGUCAACACCACCUCUACAACCCCAUGCAACUUGACUGGUAUUACCUGCAAUAUUGCUGGAAGCAUUACACAUAUUUCUCUUCAUCACCAUUCUCUACAGUACAAGAAGCUUGGGAGAUUUCUCAACUCGUCUUCGUUUCCGAAUUUAGUUGUUCUUGAUCUUGCUGAAGCUGGACUCUAUGGGAGUAUUCCACCAGAAAUCGCUACUUUUUCAAAGCUCACCCACCUUGUCCUCUAUCGUAAUCAUCUUACAGGUGAGUUGCCUCCUUCUCUAGCAAACUUGUCUCAAUUGGUGCGACUUGAUCUUUCCUUUAAUUAUAUCCAUAGUACCAUUCCUCCAGACUUGAACAAUUUAAAGAAUCUUGUUGUACUAAACUUGACCUACAACAACUUGUUUGGUCCAAUCCCUUCAUCAUUUGGUCUUUUAAACAAUCUCACUCAUUUGUGUCUUGCGGUCAAUCAAAUCACCGGUGAACUACCUCUUUCGCUCACAAACCUCACCCAUUUGCUGGAGUUUGAAGCUUAUUAUAAUCAAAUCAAUGGUACAAUCCCAGUUGAAAUAGGAAAGCUAAAAAAUCUUGUUUCCUUCUACAUAGACAACAACAUUCUCAGUGGUCCAAUUCCUUCUAGUGUGGGUCAGCUUACCAAAUUGCAAUUUCUUGCACUUUACUCAAACCAUCUCAGUGGUUCACUUCCUGCUGAACUAGGAAACCUGACCAAGCUUUUAUAUCUGGACAUUGAUAAUAAUAAACUCACGGGACAGCUACCUCCAACUCUGGGUCGAUUGACAAGUUUGCACUUUCUGUAUGUUAAUUCCAACCAAAUCAAUGGAUCUAUCCCUCCAUCACUUGGAGAUCUUGAGAAUCUCUUUUUGCUCUUCUUGAAUGGCAAUAUGCUCAGUGGACCGCUGCCACGGGCGUUGGGUAAUCUAUCGAAGCUGACAGAGCUUCAUCUUGAGUCGAACUGGAUUAAUGCAUCCAUCCCUCCAGAGAUUGGAAAUCUCAAGAAUCUGGAAAUAUUGGGAUUGGAGAACAACCAUUUAACUGGUGGAAUACCUUCUUUUAUAUGUGAUUUAACCAACUUAAUACAUGUGCACCUCAGUUUUAACAGGCUAAGUGGUCCAUUGCCUUCCAGAAUAGGGAAUUUGAAGAAUCUGACAAGUUUGCAGCUUGGUUCUAACAACCUCAUGGGUCCUAUUGUUCCUUCUUUGUGUGGUCUUGAGAGUAUAGAAGAUAUUGAUUUGUCAGGGAACAAUUUCAAUGGAAGCAUCCCUAUUGAGAUAUUUUCCCUUUCUACUCUCACUUCUUUGGACGUCAGUUCCAAUUCAAUUACCGAUAAAAUACCUUCUCAACUUGGCAACCUCACAAGCUUGACCACCUUGAACCUUGCACACAACUCAAUUGUUGGAGAAAUACCUUCGGAACUUGCCAACCUCACCAGGUUGACUACCUUGAAACUUGCCUAUAACAAUCUCAAUGGUACCAUUCCAUCUUCUAUCCUGCUUCGAUUCAAGAACAAAUCACUCGAUCUCGAUGGCAACAGAGAUUUGUGUGGUAACCUGUCAGGAUUCCCUUCCUGCUUUCAUUCUAUCCCACCAAGUAGUGACCAGGGUGUCGUCAACAAAGUUGGAGGCCGCUCCAACUCCCACAAAAUCAGUAGCAUAAUUGUUCCCAUCUCAGUUAGCUUUGUCUUGUUUUUUCUUGUUCUUAUAUCGGCGAUGUUCUACAAAUGUGGGAACAAGAAUGAAAAGUGCCAAACAUCACUUGGUGAGAUAACUACAACAAAGAACGGAGACAUAUUUUCAGCAUGGAAUUAUGAUGGGAACAUAGCAUACAUAGAUAUCAUACAAGCAACAGAGUAUUUUGAUAUCCGAUAUUGCAUUGGAACUGGUGGUUACGGAAGCGUCUACAGAGCACAGUUACCUAAUGGCAAGGUAAUUGCAUUGAAGAAGCUUCAUAGUUCAGAAGCUGAAGAGAUGGUUUUGAAGAAAAGUUUUUUAAAUGAGGUGAAGACAUUGACAGAACUACGACAUCGUAAUAUUGUGAGGCUCCACGGCUAUUGUUUACAUAAAACAUGUAUGUUUCUGAUUUAUGAAUAUGUGGAAAGAGGGAGCUUGUUUUGUGUUCUAAGUAAUGAUAUGAGGGCUGUGGAAUUGGAUUGGAGAGAAAGGGUGAAUAUUAUCAAAGGCAUAGUACAUGCCUUAUGCUACCUGCAUCAUGAUUGCACUCCACCAAUUGUUCAUCGUGAUAUAGCGAGCAAUAACAUUUUGCUCAACUCCAAAUUAGAAGCUAUUGUCGCUGAUUUUGGCACAGCUAGAUUCAUGGAUUAUGGUUCAUCCAAUCAGACCAUAAUGGCCGGCACUUACGGUUACAUUGCUCCUGAGCUUGCCUACACUAUGGCUAUAACUGAAAAAUGCGACGUUUAUAGCUUUGGAGUGGUGGCACUUGAAACCUUAAUGGGAAGGCAUCCAAAACAAGUAUUAUCAUCAUUAUCAUCAUUUUCUACACAAAGUCUACUACUAAUUGAUGUUUUAGACAAACGCUUGCCGCCUCCUAGAAGUCCAUCAGAUGUGCAUAAUGUUGUUCUUGUUUCUGAAAUUGCUUUGGCAUGCUUACAUGCUAACCCUAAGCACCGACCAACAAGGGAAAAUGUUUCCAAAUACCUUGUUGAUCGCAGGACACCAUUUGGCUAGCAGUGUUUUCAUGAAAUUCCAAUAGGGCAGCUCAUGAACCCGACAAGUCUAUGUGGAACAUGACCAAAGUGCAUCGCAUGAGAUUUGUACAAUUUCUGUUCGAUGACGAUUUUCCAUGUGUUGUGACUUGGAUAAACAUGAUGUUAAAUCUGUAAAGGUGUUUAAUUAGUACAAAA
Molecule: messenger RNA, 3259 nt
Organism: Ziziphus jujuba (common jujube)
Lineage: Eukaryota; Viridiplantae; Streptophyta; Magnoliopsida; Rosales; Rhamnaceae
Product: MDIS1-interacting receptor like kinase 2
Exons: 2
Coding region: 1284-3083 (599 amino acids)
Biological process (GO): protein phosphorylation
Molecular function (GO): protein binding; ATP binding; protein tyrosine kinase activity
Source: RefSeq, a predicted model, not a curated record